AAGCCGAGGACUGGCAUCUAGAAGCUCUUGGUCCAGGAAUCUCAACAAAAAGGACAAGAGAUUAACGAGAACAACUCUUACCUCGUGGGUGACGCUGCUGGGAGAGCUAGUGAUCAUACGGAUGCGGACCUCCAUUACAGCAUGAACAUUGGUGUUAGAUUCCAUACUCCCGAGGAUUUUUUUCUGAACAUCACUGGCGAAAUUACUGGCCAUAAGUUUGAUCCUGCUUGGUUCCUUGAGAACCAAAGCGAUUGGGCAGACCUGGAUCUUCGAGAACAGUAUCGAAACAAGGAGAUGAUUGUCCUCGUGGGCGCGCCAGGAACGGGAAAGUCGUAUUUCUACAAAAAGGUUCCUCAACCAUUGGGCUAUCACCAGAUAUCCUUACACAAGCUCGGCUCUCAGGAGAAGUGCGCAGAAGAGGCUGAGAAGAGCCUUGCAGAGGAAACACGAGUAGCCAUUGAUAACAUCAAUUCCACCGCCUAUAGUCGACAGGCAUGGCUAUCUAUCGCACGCAAGUAUAAUAUCAGAGCCACGGCCAUGUACUUUGAUCUGCCAUUUGAUUUGUGUCUUCACAAUGACACCGUUCGGGCGCUUGGAGGUGAUAUAGGUGGUAGCCCGCUCAACCAAAUGGCUAAAGACUUUCUGCCGAAAUAUCAAUUCAUCACUUAGACUAAAACCUCUCCAGAUGAAUCCCGAAUGCCAACGGAUUUUCCCAAGAAUUCCCUUCCUGAAACUCACGAGUGAGUUUGAAAAACCUCAGAUGAGUGAAGGGUUUGCCCAAGUCAUAAGCCUUGGUUUUCAGGUACUAGAGAUUCCUUUU
Molecule: messenger RNA, 820 nt
Organism: Hyaloscypha bicolor E
Lineage: Eukaryota; Fungi; Ascomycota; Leotiomycetes; Helotiales; Hyaloscyphaceae
Exons: 4
Coding region: 142-669 (175 amino acids)
Biological process (GO): DNA repair
Molecular function (GO): polynucleotide 3'-phosphatase activity; double-stranded DNA binding; ATP-dependent polydeoxyribonucleotide 5'-hydroxyl-kinase activity
Source: RefSeq, a predicted model, not a curated record